This is a messenger RNA of Pezoporus flaviventris, 2328 nucleotides long. Its product is annotated as carboxyl-terminal PDZ ligand of neuronal nitric oxide synthase protein-like. Lineage: Eukaryota; Metazoa; Chordata; Aves; Psittaciformes; Psittacidae. The transcript is spliced from 11 exons. The record is from RefSeq and is a predicted model, not a curated record. The coding region runs from base 57 to 1973 and encodes 638 amino acids. Gene Ontology annotation, molecular function: nitric-oxide synthase binding.
CACCGGGGAUGCCCGGGGGGGCCGCGGGCUGAGGCGGCCCCCGCCCGCCCGCCGCCAUGCCGGUGAAGAACCGGUACAACCUGGUGGACGAUGGCUGCGACUCCCGCGUCCCGCUGCACAACGAGGAGGCCUUCCAGCACGGCAUCCACUUCCAGGCCAAGUACAUCGGUAGCUUGGACGUACCCAGGCCCAACAGCCGCGUGGAGAUUGUGGCAGCCAUGAGAAGGAUUCGGUAUGAAUUCAAAGCCAAGAACAUCAAGAAGAAGAAAGUGAGCAUCAUUGUGUCUGUGGAUGGGGUGAAGGUGAUUCUGCGCAAGAAGCAGAAGAGGAAGGAGUGGACCUGGGAUGAGAACAAGAUGGUGGUGAUGCACGAUCCCGUAUACAGAAUCUUCUACGUGUCUCACGACUCGCAAGACCUGAAAAUAUUCAGUUACAUCGCAAGGGACGGCGCUAACAACUCCUUCAGGUGCAACGUCUUCAAGUCAAAGAAGAAGAGCCAGGCGAUGCGCGUGGUGCGCACGGUGGGACAGGCCUUCGAGGUGUGCCACAAGCUGAGCCUGCAGCACGCGCUGCAGAACGCCGACGGGCAGGCGGACGGCGCCAGCGACAAGUCAGCCGAGGAGCAGCCCCUGGAAGUUCACCAGAUAAAGGGCUCCAAGAUCAUGGAUGAGGUUGGCAUCAACUCUGAUGGCAUCUGUGUGUCCGAGAGGGGACCUGGAGAGCUGCCAGGUGCCAGGGGUGACCUCGGCCUGCUGAAACCUGGGCAAGCCUCAAAGGAUAAGAACUGCCAGGAUGCUGAGAACUGCUCACUGCACCCGGCUGGCUCCCAGCCGCUGCUCAGCCCCAGCAGCCCCUGCUCCGCGGCCUCCAUCACCCCGCUGGCCUCCCAGCACUGCCUCCAGCUGCUGCAGCAGCAGCUCCUCCAGCAGCAGCAGCAGACGCAGGUGGCCGUGGCCCAGGUGCAGCUGCUGAAGGACCAACUGGCGGCCGAAACGGCGGCUCGGAUCGAGGCUCAGGCCCGGGUGCGGCAGCUCCUGCUGACCAACCGGGACCUGCUGCAGCACGUCUCGCUGCUGGUGCGGCAGCUGACGGCGCUGGAGGCCCGGGACGAGAACCGGCAGCCAGUUGACCGCUCCCUGCAAAACCUGUCCCUGGCUCAGUCCCUGUCCCUGAACCUGAAGAACCACUACAGCCUGGACAUCCACCUCCCGUCCACCUCCAGCCCCGCCAGCAUCCUGGGCAGCCCCGUGGGCCCCGGCUCACUGCCGGCCCUGGAUCCUGGGGACUCCUACCUCAACCUCCUCAGCCUGGAGAGGGGCGGCCAGCGCUGCGGCAGCAGGGAUGGGGACGAGUGCCUGGCGGUGCUGGAGGGGCAGGACGGGCUCAGCCGGCGCGUGGAGGGCUCCGAGGUCAGCGACUUUGCUCUGCUCAAUGGGAGCAGCCGGCAGAAGGGGGACGACACGGACAGAGGGGACGAGGACAGGCGGCCGCAGCCCAUUCCCAAGCUGAACCCGCCACCUCCCAUCCUACGGAAGAGGUCAAGCAAGACCUCCCCGAGCCUGGAAGUGGAGGUGAAGCCCGAGAGCGCUGCCCACAUGAGCCUGCCCAGCCCCAGCAUCUCCAGCCUCACCAGCAUCACUGCCAGCUCCCUCACCCUCUUGGACCCUGAGGCAAGGACUCCCGCACGGAGCAGUGCCUCCAGCACGGAGCCCAUCCCAGCUGGGACCUGCCAGCGCGCUCUGGGCAAGGACAGGACUGGGGAGAGCGGGCAGAUGUCCCCCCUGGGCAGCAUCCAUGACCCUGCAGGCACUGAGGCCUUGGCCAAGGACUUGGCUGCCCUGGCCAGCCCCAUGGACAGCAUGCUGCCCUUCUCCCCUGCAGACAAUACGUGCUUGCACAUCAGCUUCUCUGAAGAUGAGCUGCUUGAACCAGAGCUGCACGCUGCCCUGGGGCCCACCAGGGUCCCCUCCUAGUGGGACUGCAGUAGGUGGCAGCUGGCUCCCAGCAGCUCCAUCCACACUGCUCCACCAGCCCACACUGCGGUUGGGGGUCCUGGUGCCCUGGCUGGGAAGCAGGUCCCUUUGCUGUUCCCAUCCCAUGUAUGGGGCUGCCACACAGGAUGUGACCUGGCCAGCUCAUGCCCUCGGUCUGUACCAGCUCACACUGCCUUCCUGCUGCCUUGUCCUGUCCUGUCCCUGCUCACACAGCAGGAUGCUGCCUGGGGUCCCUGCUCCAGGCAGACAAUUCGUGUUCAUCACUGCAUCCCUUCUGUUGGCCGGGUGGCUGCAGGCAGCCCUGCACCAAACCCUGGCAGGAUGUGUGCCAUCG